Messenger RNA from Platichthys flesus (European flounder), 1379 nucleotides. Its product is annotated as protein FAM181A-like. The transcript is spliced from 2 exons. The record is from RefSeq and is a predicted model, not a curated record. NCBI's taxonomy places the organism in Eukaryota, Metazoa, Chordata, Actinopteri, Pleuronectiformes, Pleuronectidae. Bases 178 to 945 code for a protein of 255 amino acids.
CAAGGAGUUUAUAUUCAUUCAACUUGUUGAAGUGCUCCAACUGCAGUGUGGAGAACAGUCUGCGCCCGGGCUGCGCCUUCGAGGCUGGAUUCAUCCACAAGUGGUGCGUAAAGAUUCAUCCACCAGUGAUGCUGAUGGUGAACAACAAGCUCUAACAUGGACUGAUUUUGAGUCAACAUGGCAAACGCAGACAGUGAGGUGAAAACGCUGCUGAAUUUCGUAAAUUUGGCAUCGAGUGACAUCAAGGCAGCUCUUGACAAGUCAGCUCCGUGCAGACGCUCCGUGGACCACAGGAAAUAUCUGCAGAAGCAGCUGAAGCGCUUCUCCCAGAGGUACUCCAGGGUGCCAAGGUGCCACACGCACAGGCCUGCGGAAUACGCGUUCGGCAGACCGGCUGCGGGGACUGCGCAGCAGAGCGUAAAGGGCGCAGACAAGGUCAGGUCGGAUGCACAGGACGUGGAGAAUGCUGGGAGCGCGGUGCAGGUGCCCAUGAGGAAGCGCCAGCUCCCGGCUUCGUUUUGGGAGGAACCCAAGUUGACCCCAGCUAAGAAGGAGCGCUCAUUGAAAAGAGGCCCUGCAGGUGCGUCUGAGGGCGGGGACCACGAGAAGCGGAAGAGGAGUUGUGGUGAGGACGCAAAUAAGGCCGCGCUGCCUGCGUCCGGCCGGCGCAGCUCUGCGGACAAAGAGCCGCUCAAACUGGACCUGAGCUCUCAUCACUGCGUGAGCGUGUGCGGCUGCUGCCCCUUCCAGUACCACGGACACCAGGUCCUCCAUAGUCACAUCGUUGUCCCCCACCCGCCCCUGGGACUGUGGAGCAAGGCAGCAGGGACAGAGACACCAGAGCAUCCUUAUGGACAGAAGCUUCACACACAUGUCGUGGUCAAACCCAUUCCCACCAAACCCACCGUCCAGUCUCCCAUCUUCAGUGUGUUUGGAUUCAUUUAAUUCCUCUACGAAUGAACCCACACACAGAUGUAAAUAUGACUACUUCUUGUUACUGUGUGCUUCACACAGCCACUUCCAUUUUCAGUAUUUGAUCAGAAGACUCUUUUCUCAAGCACUUAUUGGAUUUCUUCAUUUAUUUUUAUUGCUUAAAUCUAAAGGACUAAAUUGCACUUCUCUGCAGAAUGAGUUAAUCAGCUUCAUUUUCUCGUGACACCACACAAGUCUCUUAAAUUUGACAGUAAGUUAAAGAAAGGUUUCUACUUUUAGGUUUCUGCAGACGCUGACUGUUCUUUUUUAAAGUAGGAAGAAGCCAUGCAAAUGAAUGAACGCAUCCUGUUUUAGUUUCCUCUUUCAACUUUGAGAAUAGAACGUGGGACGUAGACUUCUUUUUUUGUUUGUCAAAGUCGUGUCUGAUAUAGGCACAUUUGAAACCG